This is a messenger RNA of Nematostella vectensis (starlet sea anemone), 1341 nucleotides long. RefSeq names its product DENN domain-containing protein 10. The transcript is spliced from 9 exons. Gene Ontology annotation, molecular function: guanyl-nucleotide exchange factor activity; small GTPase binding. Gene Ontology annotation, cellular component: late endosome. The record is from RefSeq and is a predicted model, not a curated record. Gene Ontology annotation, biological process: regulation of early endosome to late endosome transport; protein transport. The coding region runs from base 58 to 1116 and encodes 352 amino acids. Lineage: Eukaryota; Metazoa; Cnidaria; Anthozoa; Actiniaria; Edwardsiidae.
UCUGGGUAAUCUCUUAUUAUCGCGGGCUCAUCAGUCGCUCAGUCUCCCUCGACCAAGAUGGCGGGUCUCGGAGAUCUCGCUUCGCUCUCUGUAAUUGAGAAAGACUCGAAUGGUGAUGUGCUGUGGACCUGGUGUUUUCCCGCGGUCACCCCUGCCUUCCGGCAGAUAGUGAUGCGGAAAUGCUGUCUGAAUUCUGAGAAAGGACAGGAGUUGGUAUCCUUUUGCUAUGGGCAGCUUCAAAGAAAGUGGUAUUACCUAUAUACUACUGACGUGAAGAACUCGAGUGUUAUGCCUAAGGUAACUCAUGUCACAGUUGUCUUAUUGGCGAAGGAUUUCCAUCCUGAGAAGUACAGGAGCCUCACUAGACUCUUGAGCUCUGGACUCCUUGAUACUGGUAACCCUGCUGAAAUGCUGGAGCAGUAUCUGUCUGUCUUGACUAAAGGUAUCUGCUCUGAUAGUGAGGAUGGCAGCAUGUUUAACCUCAAAGAGUACAAUCCAAGGGCUGCAUUUUUAGAAAAGUCUCUAAAAGAUGUUGUUAACAUCUUUGGAGUAGAGACAAUUCUGGUCUACACGGCCUUGCUUUUAAAGAAAAGGGUUGCUGUCUACACUCCAAGAUUGCCGACACUCCUGGACAUUACAAGAACUCUACCAGUACUUGUGUGGCAUAGGCAAAACUGGUCCAUUUUGCACCCAUAUGUGGAUUUAGAGGAGGAUGAAAUUGAGGAGCUUAAGUCUUCAGUUACUUACAUCGCUGGUUUCACUGAUGCAUCCAUAGAGAAUAGAACAGAUCUUUACGACUUACUCAUGAAUGUGGCAACUGGUGAAGUCACCAUUCCUACCCACGCUAAAGAGACCUUCCAGAUGGGUAAGGUGCACAAAGACAUCGCAAUGUUCAUGGUGGAAGCCAGUAAGAAUGAAGAAAUGUCCGACCAAGCAUUUAUUAAGGAAUUAACAAACAAAACGAAAGACCUCGUGAACAACCUUCAGAAACUCGGCGUGGAUACGGAGGAUGGCAAGCCGCCAAAGAUCACUUUAGAUGGACUCAGGCAGCGCAAGCUGACAGCAAUCAUGGAGAACUUCCUCUUUAAUCUUGCUGCUGCGGAAGGCCUUGUGUAGUCAUUUCCUGUCCCGGGAAUAUUGCAUCGUCACUUCCUGUCCCGGGAAUAUUGCACCGGCGCAUGGUAAAGGCGUGUCUACACAUUUGUUACGUCAAUACAGAUUAUUUUUGAUUGAAUUGAAAGAUCUAGGAAGGCAUAGCUGGGUGUCCAUGGCCAAGUGAAGUGAAGCUUUACUAAUUUGUGCGACUCGUCACAAGUAAAUGAAUCUUUAAAGAGUGUGAGA